AUGCGGUCUACACGUGACGUCCUCCUAGCUCUUGCCGCUGCAGUGCUGCAGACAACUGCCCCAGUCUCUGCAGAAAGCCUAAAAGAACAGGUUUGGGCCGUCUUUGCCUAUACAUUGCACGGAGACAGCGUACCAGCAGCGCUUCCCCGUGAGAGUGUUGUGACCCCCUACGGCGCCAGUGAGCUGUAUGCUGCUGGAUCCGCCUUCCGUGAUCGAUAUGUUGCGAUACAUUCGACGGAUGUCAGUCCCAGUACAAGAAUUGAACGAAUCUCCUCCUAUGUGCUUGCAGACGAGGACAUCAAGGUCUUGACUACCACGGAUGCCUCCGUGAUUGGCUCUGCUCAAGCCUUCAUGCAAGGACUCUAUCCCGCUUUGAAUGAGACAUAUGAUGCUCAGUUCUUUGAUCCCAUUUUCCUCAUGUCGAAUGGCUCCGUCACUACUGGUCCCUUGGGGGGAUACCAAUACGCUCGCAUUGUUAGCGCGAGCCUCGAUGAUCCCCAAUCGGUAACGGUGGCAGGACAUCAGAAUUGCAAGCUGCAUCAGACGGCCGACUCGGAGUAUAGGAAUAGCUUGGAGGCCCAAGACUUGGUUCAGACCUCGGGGGCCUUCUACAACCGUCUGUAUGAGUUCUCCCUGAGAGACACAUUCGAUCGCUCCUCGGCCAAUUACCUCAACGCGGUUUCAAUCGCCGAAUUCUUGCAAUAUGAGUACCUGCACAAUGAAACGCUCCUGCACAGCCUGAAUGAAGAUGACAUCAAGCUCGCCAAUUGGUACGCAGACCAAUACACCUUUGCUACAAGUGGCAACACCACGUUCUCCAGCCCCGUUCAGAGCGGCAAUGUUCGUGCCGUUGCUGGCCGGACCAUGGCCUCCCGUAUUCUAGACGCCUUUAAUACCAACAUCUUCAAUAGGGGAGAUAGCAGCAAACUGACCUUCCUGUUCGGCAAUGCUGAGCCGGCCGUGGCUCUCACGUCCAUUCUAAGAUUGCCAUCCCCACAGCAGUCGAAUUUCUACUCGCGGCCCGCGCUUGGCGCAUCAAUCAUCUUCGAGCUCUUCAGUCUCGAAAAUGACUCGUAUCCCACCUAUCCCGACCCGUCCCAGCUAUACGUGAGGCUUCUGUUGCGGAAUGGGACCGACGUCGACGCCGAGUUUCACCCCUACCCUCUAUUUGGACUCAGCCCUAGCAACACGGAUGUGUCGUACUCGGAAUUUGAGGCGGAGUUGACCAAGGUCGCCCUAAACUCCACUGAAGCAUGGUGUCUUCAAUGUGGCUCCAGUUCGGCGGUGUUCUGUCCUGGAAUCCUCGAGGCCGACACUUCGACUACAUCUCAGAAAAAUAGCAACAACAGCAACAACAUAACACCCGGCGUAGCAGGGGUCAUUGGCGCUAUCGUCACCCUUGUUGUGAUUGGUAUGGUUGCGGCAGCUGGAUUCUUGUUCUUUGGCAUUCGAAUGAGACGACAGUACAAGUCGAACCUCACAGAUACCAAGGGAGGAAUCAAGUUGGCUAGUGACUCAAACCUAGCUCUGCGAGAGAACAUGUAA
Messenger RNA from Aspergillus saccharolyticus JOP 1030-1, 1545 nucleotides. RefSeq lists its product as uncharacterized. The coding region runs from base 1 to 1545 and encodes 514 amino acids. Gene Ontology annotation, molecular function: phosphatase activity. The record is from RefSeq and is a predicted model, not a curated record. NCBI's taxonomy places the organism in Eukaryota, Fungi, Ascomycota, Eurotiomycetes, Eurotiales, Aspergillaceae. Gene Ontology annotation, biological process: dephosphorylation. The transcript has a single exon.